CCGGCGCCGGUUCGGCCCGCAGCGGGAUGGCGGCGGCGGGGCGUGUGGCGGGGGCGCUGCGCGAGGCGGGCUCGCUGCGGUUCGGUGACUUCGUGCUGAAGAGCGGCCGCGCCUCCCCCGUGUACAUCGACCUGCGCUGCCUCGUGUCGCACCCGCGCCUCCUCCGGCAGGUUGCAGAUCUUCUGUUCCAAGCAGCCAAAGAUGCCGGUGUGCAGUAUGACUGCGUGUGUGGUGUUCCUUACACUGCGCUGCCGUUGGCCACAAUUAUCUGCUCAGAAAAGCAGGUUCCGAUGCUUAUACGGAGGAAGGAAGCAAAAGACUAUGGUACUAAGCGGCUGGUAGAAGGCACGAUUAAUCCAGGAGAAACAUGCUUGAUCAUUGAAGAUGUGGUAACAAGUGGAUCUAGUGUACUCGAAACUGCAGAAGUUCUUCAGAAAGAAGGAUUAAAAGUCACAGAUGCCGUAGUGCUGUUGGACAGGGAGCAGGGUGGGAAGGCCAGGUUAGAGGAAUGUGGAAUUCGCCUGCACUCUGUGUGCACAUUGUCCGGGGUGUUGGAGGUCCUCCAGCAGCAAGGAGAAGUGUCUGUUGAAAUGGUUGAAAAGGUGAAGAAUUUCAUUGAGGGAAAUGUGUUUGCGCCAGUGGCUCAGAAUGGCCCUGCUCCUUUGAAGAGGCUAUGCAAAGAGCUGAGCUUCAGUGCUCGUGCCAAGCUGCCGGGGGUACAUCCUGUUGCAGCCAGGCUUCUUGCGCUCAUGGGAAAGAAGCAAACAAAUUUGUGCCUUUCUGCUGAUGUCACUAGCUCCAAAGAGCUGCUGCAGUUAGCUGCCACCCUGGGCCCCAGCAUUUGUAUCCUGAAGACUCAUAUAGACAUCCUGAAUGAUUACACACAAGAAGUAGUAAAGGAGUUAAGAACACUCGCAGAUCGACACGAGUUCUUGAUUUUUGAAGACAGGAAAUUCGCAGACAUUGGAAACACAGUGAAACAUCAGUAUGAAGGUGGUGUGUUUAGAAUUGCAUCCUGGUCAGACAUCAUUAAUGCCCAUGUGGUUCCAGGCUCUGGAGUUGUUAAAGGUCUGAAGGAAGUAGGUCUUCCUCUCCAGCGUGGCUGUCUUCUGAUCGCUGAGAUGAGUUCCCAAGGGUCACUUAUAACUGCCGAAUACACAAAAGCUGCAGUACAGAUGGCUGAAGACAACUCUGAUUUUGUUUUUGGAUUCAUAUCUACAUCUAGAGUUAGUAAUAAACCAGAAUUUCUUCACUUAACUCCAGGGGUGCAGCUGCAAACUGGAGGUGAUAACCUUGGACAGAAGUACCUAAGCCCCAAGGAAGUUAUUGGCGAAAAAGGUUCGGAUAUCGUUAUUGUGGGACGUGGCAUCUUGUCAGCUUCAGACCGUCUUCAAGAAGCAGAGAAGUACAGAAAAGCAGCUUGGGAGAGCUACUUAAACAGACUUGGUAUUCAUGCAGAAGAUUGAAAGUAGGCUGCUUUGCUGGUCCAUAAGCAAAGCUGGUGGAGCUUCAAUCAUCGUGAGACUUCCAGUUAAAUAUAUAGACACUUCAGCCAGUAGAAAACUGCCCUUUUGGAGAACUGUUACUGACUAAAUUAUUUUCAGUUGUUAUCACACAGAUUAAGUUGUACACACCAUGGUUCUGUUUUUUAAUAGUAAGAAUGUAUGAAAUCAAAACUUUAUGCUCAGUCUUAAAAAAGCUUUUCUCUGUUGAAAAACAUUGCAUGAAACACUCCAAGGGUAUUUGGUUGGCUGUUGUUGCUUUUCUUUCUUUUCCUCACCCUCAAAUUCCUUAUGGCUAUGGGAACAGUAUUUUAGUGUUCUUAAUAAACUUCCGUUGCAGACCUGACCUGCUGCCCCACUCUCACAGGAUUACUCAGCUCUGCUAUUUCCAAGGAGCAAGUAUGUAUGGGCCUUAAUCCGACACUGUGAAAUUGAAUAAUGUGGUGUUUAAUAAAUACUUUUGCUACUGUUUUC
Molecule: messenger RNA, 1976 nt
Organism: Neopsephotus bourkii (Bourke's parrot)
Lineage: Eukaryota; Metazoa; Chordata; Aves; Psittaciformes; Psittacidae
Gene: UMPS
Product: uridine monophosphate synthetase
Exons: 6
Coding region: 27-1466 (479 amino acids)
Biological process (GO): 'de novo' UMP biosynthetic process; 'de novo' pyrimidine nucleobase biosynthetic process
Molecular function (GO): orotidine-5'-phosphate decarboxylase activity; orotate phosphoribosyltransferase activity
Source: RefSeq, a predicted model, not a curated record